AUGCUCCGGACAGCGCGAGGCGUGUGGCAGCACGGAGCACGGACGCGGCACGCUUUUUCGACCAUGUCUUUCCAGCCACCCUACAUGUAUAUAGAAGCAGAUGCACUUGCAUCCAAACUCAAAGAACAAAGACCAAGCACGGCUGUAGUAGAUGUGCGAGACGAUGACUUCGAGGGCGGACAUAUCAAAGGUGCCUUUCAUUCACCCUCUUCAACAUUUCUCGAUGGCGUCAACACGCUUCUGAAACCGCUAGAAACAUACGAAAACGUUGUGUUCCACUGUGCUCUUUCGCAACAACGUGGCCCCAAAGCUGCACGCAUAUACCGCGAAAUUCGAGAUGCGAAUAUCGAGGCCGGACGAAUGCCGCCGACCACGCAACAGGUAUACGUUCUUCGUGACGGGUUUUCUCACUUUGGUAAUAAAUUCAAAAGAGAUCCUGAGCUUGUCGAGGACUGGGACGAAGAGGCCUGGCAGUUUCGUUAG
Messenger RNA from Malassezia restricta, 483 nucleotides. RefSeq names its product Cdc25 family phosphatase. Gene Ontology annotation, cellular component: nucleus; cytoplasm. The record is from RefSeq and is a predicted model, not a curated record. Gene Ontology annotation, molecular function: protein tyrosine phosphatase activity. Lineage: Eukaryota; Fungi; Basidiomycota; Malasseziomycetes; Malasseziales; Malasseziaceae. The coding region runs from base 1 to 483 and encodes 160 amino acids. The transcript is spliced from 4 exons.